Messenger RNA from Pocillopora damicornis (cauliflower coral), 1599 nucleotides. Its product is annotated as fanconi-associated nuclease 1-like. Gene Ontology annotation, cellular component: nucleus. Gene Ontology annotation, molecular function: 5'-3' exonuclease activity; 5'-flap endonuclease activity; flap-structured DNA binding. The record is from RefSeq and is a predicted model, not a curated record. Lineage: Eukaryota; Metazoa; Cnidaria; Anthozoa; Scleractinia; Pocilloporidae. Gene Ontology annotation, biological process: interstrand cross-link repair.
GGAAGGCGGGAAUUUUGUUCUAUUUAUUUCUACUGCAGUUUUCGGCAUCUUCUUCAUCAGCUAUAAAGCUUUUUAGCUGACAUACUUUCCUAUAAAAGUGUAGUCUUUCAAUGACCUUUUACACUUCGUUGCCUCACGAGUCUUGUCUUAGACACGUCUACUUAUUCCAACUGAUACAACUGUGUAAAGUAGUGUACGUGGUCACGAUAUUUGAGCCAUAUAUUUGUCAUGAAUCGAAAAAGGACGAGGCUGUCUCUCUCCCGGAGAAAGAAGACAAAAAUCAGUGAAGUGGAAGACAUGAAGAGUGAGUUGUGCGGCCGAGAUGGAAACUCUGAAAUUGUAGUUUUUCCUCCAGAUGAAAAUCCAGUUAUUGAAUCAAAGCAGAACCACGCUGAGGCAAAAGAUUCUCAAAGCAACAAAAAAAUCAAGUCAUCAGGCAAAACAAAAGAAACAACAGGAGUUAAUUGCAUGGAUAACAAUAAUGGGAACCCAGCAAAUAAGAGAAUAGCGACGUGGUUUCUGAAACCAUGCAGUCCAAAAUCAGUUUCUUGUCCAUUGUGUGGAAAACUUGCAAUUCUUUCCAAGAUAAACCAACAUUUAGACAGCAACUGUAAACUACACUUAGCUCUACUUAUAGCUGAAGAUUGUACAGCUAAUGAACUUGCUGGAGCACACAGUUGUUCUCCAUGCAGUUCAGACUACUCAGCAAAAGAGGUACUAAAGCCAAGUUACCAGAAUGCAGACAGGAAAGAAAAUAGGUCAGAAUGUUACAAACCCUGUGUGAAAAGUCCAGAAUCAAGGGAUGAAAAUUUAGCCCUUGAGGGUGUUUCUUCUAUCUUAAAACCUGCAAAUGAAAGAAAUGAUUUUAUCCCCUUGAAGAAAAUGUCACGGAAGAUGGAUAGUAAGAAACAAAGUCCUUUUGCCAUGGAUGAAGAAAGCUACAUUGAAUCCAGUAGUGAUUGUGAUCAAGGUACUGCAUGUCAGGAACCAUGUGAUACAUUUGCAACUCUUUCUAGGGAAGGAAAAUCAAUUCACAAUGAUGGCAAUGAUCCAAAUGAAGUUCAAGCAUCUAACAUAAACUUAACAGAAGAUGUUUCUGAAAAUUCCAAGGAGAAAGAAGACAAAGACCAUGAACCAUACUAUUUAGCUAAUUUUAAGCUUGUAGUGAACAAUGUCUUGUCAAACAAGGAUGACAGGCAGUUGUUCAAUGAAGAAGAUAAUGGUAUAAUUGAUGCUUUCAAUGUCAUGUCUUCAGAGGAGCAGAAGCUGUAUAUCCGUCUUUUCCAGCGUAAACAUGGAUGGUUUAGGUGCAGCAAACUGGAAUAUCUGAGGAUCAGUAACAAUCUGACACCAAUAUUAAAGUCUCUUGCAGAGAAAGGUUUUUUAGAAGACGAAAGUCAUCUCAGAGAUCUCCGGGAGGCAUUAAAUCUUUCAGCAGCUCCAGACUUAAAACUUUUGGUCAAAACUCUUCAUAUUUCAUCAAAAUCUGUUGGCCAGAAGGGGGGAACCAAGGAAGACACAAUAGAAAUGAUUGUUAACCAUGCCGAGAACCAAAAGACACUCUUUGGAAGUUCUAAAGCUGUUGUUUUAAAGAGGUAA